UCCAUUCUCAAAGAAUAUUCAUAAGCCCCGCGUUUGAUUUUAAAACGAGGCUAAGGUCGGUUGAUCGAUUAAAGCACAACAAUGGCGGCUGCAACGCAAGGGAAGAACGAUCGACAUUGUUGCGUGCCUCAGUGUACUGGCAACGGUCGUUUAAACCCGGAGUUAUCGUUCCACAAAAUCCCCAUCAAUGAUGAACUCCGAAAAUCAUGGAUUCAUGCUAUCAGAAGGGAUCCAGGGCCACUUUUUAACAUUUCAAAAGAAGCUGUUGUUUGUUCGAGACACUUCAAAAAAGAAGAUUUUAAAUGGACUCCAGUAAGGAAAACUCUCAGACCAAGCAGUGUUCCAUCGUUAUUUAACUGGAGCAAGGAGUCAACCCAAAGGAGACAGAUCAUUAAAACUCCACUCCCCCAGAAACGUCGCAAGACUGAUGAUGAUGCAACCGACAAUGACGAAGAGCUAGGUUCAUCUAAUUGGUUACUCCAUGAAAACAGCUGUCCAUUGGCAGAAGCUAAUGUGGCUGUAACUUCAGACAAAGAGAGAAUCCAGAUGCUGGAAAGCAUGAUCAAAGAACGGGAUGAAAACAUUGAAAGACUUCAGCAGAGGCUUGCCAUAGAAAGAUUUGGGCAUGGUUGGGACAAUAAAUCAGAUUUGGACUGUUGCAAACUUGCUGACACUCUUCAGAGGGCCUUUGGUUAA
This is a messenger RNA of Magallana angulata, 696 nucleotides long. Its product is annotated as THAP domain-containing protein 6-like. The transcript is spliced from 4 exons. Gene Ontology annotation, molecular function: sequence-specific DNA binding. Lineage: Eukaryota; Metazoa; Mollusca; Bivalvia; Ostreida; Ostreidae. The record is from RefSeq and is a predicted model, not a curated record. The coding region runs from base 82 to 696 and encodes 204 amino acids.